CACCUCGACCACCAAACCAUCACUCUCUCACUCACCCACAGCUCAGAGCUCGCUCGAUCUUCCCGAGCCAGCAAAAGGAAGCAAAGCGAGAUAUCAUGGCGGGAGCCGUGCCUCUGGCCGCGCCAGCGGUCAUGGCGACGGGAGGAAGCCUGUACGAGGCGCUGCGUGUGGGGCGCGCGGCAACGCAGGUGGAGAUCAAGGCGGCGUACCGCGCCAUGGCCAAGCGCUUGCAUCCCGACUCCUCGCGCGCGAGGGAGGGCACCGGCGGUUCCGGGGCGGCGGCGUUCCUGGAGAUCCGGCGCGCGUACGAGACGCUGUCUGACCCGGCCGAGAGAGCGCGCUACGACCGCUCGCUCGGGGCGUGCUGGCGGCCGGGAGGAGGCAGCAGCGUCGCGACCAUGCGGGUGCGGAGGUGGGAGACGGACCAGUGCUGGUAGCCAUGUCGCACCCACACUAGGGGCGCGUCGUCCUUGGCGCCAAAACGCUAUUGGCCCUACGGCGCACGGCGCCCUGCGUAUGCGUGUGUGGGGUCCAGUUCUCAGUCGCUUUGUACAUAGGCCCACAUGUUGAUGCUUUAGCUUCUGUGAAUAUACUAAUAUCAGGCUGUCA
Messenger RNA from Phragmites australis (common reed), 609 nucleotides. Its product is annotated as chaperone protein dnaJ 11, chloroplastic-like. The record is from RefSeq and is a predicted model, not a curated record. The transcript has a single exon. Bases 96 to 437 code for a protein of 113 amino acids. NCBI's taxonomy places the organism in Eukaryota, Viridiplantae, Streptophyta, Magnoliopsida, Poales, Poaceae.